UUGAAGGUUGGAAUGUUUGCAGAGAUUUCCAAAAAGUACACUCAUGAACAUGUUAAGAAAUUUGCCGAGUUGAGUGAAGAUUUCAAUCCAAUUCACUUGAAUGCUGAAUUUGCUAGUAAGACAAGAUUUAAGAAACCAAUUGUUCAUGGACAAUUGCUGACUUCCCUAAUCUCAGGAAUUUUGGGAGCUCAUCUUCCUGGAGACGGCACAGUUUACCUAGAACAAACUUACAAAUACAAACAACCACUUCCAGUUGGAGAGAAAGUCAAAGCUCGUGUUGAAAUUGAGGAUAUUGACCUACAAAGAAAAAUUAUCACACUCAAGACCAAUUGCUACAGAAAUGAUGAAAAACAAGGAGAU
Molecule: messenger RNA, 360 nt
Organism: Naegleria gruberi
Lineage: Eukaryota; Heterolobosea; Eutetramitea; Acrasida; Naegleriidae
Exons: 1
Source: RefSeq, a predicted model, not a curated record